Messenger RNA from Stegastes partitus (bicolor damselfish), 3073 nucleotides. RefSeq names its product pentraxin 4, long (gene ptx4). The record is from RefSeq and is a predicted model, not a curated record. The transcript has 4 exons. Bases 67 to 2064 code for a protein of 665 amino acids. Lineage: Eukaryota; Metazoa; Chordata; Actinopteri; Pomacentridae.
UGUGUUCCUUCACUUUCCUACAGGAACCCCAGCUCCCAGCUGCAUCUGUCCUUGCUCCGGUGCAACAUGGGCGACCUCGGGACCAGACACCGGGCCCUGGUCCUGGUUCACAUGCUUCUGCUGCAGCUUCAGUCCGUAACGGUUCAGGGAGCUGAUCCUGUGUCUCAGAAACUACGACGACUCAACGAACAGUUUCAUCAGUUCCAGGCUUUGACCCAGGCUCGUUUGGACUUGUUGGUACUGAACCAGAGCAGGAACUCCACGCAGGGGUUGGAGAGUCGCAUCAAGGCCCUAAACGAACAUUACCACCGUGUGUCACAGGACCUUGAACACCUGAAGCACGGCACUACACAGGAGGUAGAAGGACUCAGAAAGUGGAGUACGAAGCUCGACAAGAAGAACAAGCGGAUGGAGAGUCGAUUGGCCUUCAUGGAGAGAAGCCUGAGGGAUGACUGUCACCAGAAACUGAAGUCUGAUUAUAGUCAAGACUUCUCCAACUUCACCCUGGAGCUCCAAAGCCAAGAAGAGAAGCUCGGUGCCCUUCAAGUCCAGCGUGAUGAGCUACUCAUUGGACUGAAAGGGUUGCAGGAAUCCCUGAAAAACCAGGCACUACGCGUAGCCCGACUGGAAGGCCGACUCAGUGAGGUCCUGCUCCAGUGGAAUGGAAGGGGAAAGGUCAGAGGGUCAGGGAGGGCAGGACUUCCUGUCAGGUCCUACGUCUCACCUCAGGAAUACUAUGAACCAGGAAGGAGAAGUCAGACAGAAAGAGGAGGGAGGCCUGAAAGUAUUCUGGACGGACAACCGAAACCAGAAGGUACCGGCCAAAUCCAGACUGAUGUUCACUCACCGGCCAAGCAGCAUCAACACCUCGCAACAAACCAGCCGAAACAUUCAAAAGCCCAGAGGCCAAGACAUCAGACUGAAGUUCAGUAUCCAAAUCCAAAACCGCAUUCUGACAAGUUCCAUCCCCAGUCACAGAUCCAGACUCGGGCUCAGACUCGGGCGUAUUCGAUGAAGCAGCCUCAUCACAUUGUGCCUCAUCAUGAAGCCCAGGUCCAGAAACCAUCACGACCUCAUUCAUACCACCACAAACAACCCCAUGUACAAGACCAUGGACAGCCCUCUUGGACCGAGGUUCUUCACCAUCCUGAACCCAACGAACACCUACAAAACUGGACCAGACUAGAAGAUCCACAUCCCCGUUCUUCACAUGUUCUCUCUAUCCCCAAACCUGAGUUGUAUCAGCCCCUUUCAGGCCAGUGGGAUGAAAGAGAGGAGGACAAACGUGACACAAAGAUAGAGACUUCAGUGAUCCACAACUUCCUGCAAAUUCCUGUGAGGCACAAGAUCCCAGCACAGCCAAUCCCUAAGAAGGAUGCAACCAUCUGCAACGUGGACUCGGUGCUCUUGUUCCCUUCGGCCUCUGCUGAGAACUACGUCACCUUUUCACUGAGUCUCCCAGACCUUCCCGAACUUUCUAUCUGCCUGUGGCUCCAUGUGGAGGCUGCACAUGUUGGCACACUGCUCUCCUACGCCACAGACGAUAAUGACAAUCAGUUAGUUCUUUAUGGACGCAGCUCCUCAGCCUCAUCCACACCCGUCUCUGUUUCCUCUUCUCCAUCCUCACCUUUUUCCUCGCUGGACUUUGUCAUCGGAGACCCCGUCUAUCGUCGCCUCCCCGUGUCGUCGUUUCUGCAUGCUCGCUGGCACCACAUUUGUGUCCUCUGGUCGUCCAUUCAGGGCCGAUUCUGGCACUACAACGACCGCCGCCUCACCUCCUCAGGCUCCAACUUCAGGAAGGGCUGGGAGAUUCCCGGAGGUGGAUCUGUGGUGCUGGGACAGGAGCAGGACUCUGUUGGCGGGGGGUUUGAUCCAGCAGAGGGUUUUGUCGGGAAAAUGGCAGGGUUCAGGGUGUGGAACCGGGUGCUGAGCCCUGCAGAGGUGGAAGGGGUGGCAGAAGGGAGAGGAGUGCCCAGAGGGGUGGUGCUCGACAUGGAGGAUAUAAAGGAAGUGCAUGGGGAGGUGCAGCAGGUGGCCUGUGAAUGCUUAGAGCGUUGCGUCUGAGGGAGUGAUGGAGGAAGAUUCCUGCUCGAGGCCAAACAUUUUUUCUUUUACACUUUUUUUAAAAAUUUUUUUUAAAUUUUCUAUGUCCUUGGAUGCACACACACUACUACAUUUUUUGUUGGACUUAGAAAUACAGACAAAUAUCUUUACUCACAAAGUAAAAAAACUCAAAACAGGACAGUGUCUCACUCAUUGACACUUUAGCAGAGUCAAACCUUUGGCAACAACAAUUGGAUGCUACAGACCACAUAAGCUAUGUAGGAAUAACCUGAGUUUAAUACACCAGUCAAAUUACCCUAAACUUUAAUGCUUCACUUCCACUUGCCUUAUAUUCUGGAGCAAGAACCUAAAAUAACACACCCAAAUUAAAAUGACUGAAGCUUCUAAACUACUACAACUGCAUGAAUAAAUGAGAAAUGUGUCAGAAAAUCUGAAUGUUAUGCAGGAACAGAGCAGUGGGCCCUUAAGGUCAUUCAAAGUGGGACAUUUGUGUCUACCUCAAGUAAAAAAUUAUUAUUCGGUAUAAUUUAGAGGCAUCAAAUUGUCAUUGAGAGUUUACAAAGUGUGUUUUUUAGUUUCUCUCCUCUUAAAAUACAUCAGACAUAAAGGAAAUCUAUAUUAUUUUUGCAGAACCAAAGACUUCUUGAAUCCUGUGACCAGCAAAUAUGUCAGUCUUUUUUAAUCCAGAUAAGAAAAGAUAGUUCAUUAUUCAUUCUGAUGGAAAUGAAUUUGCCAGAUGUUACUAAAAAAGAAUACAACUGUAUGAAUAACAAUAAAAAUAAGAUACAUUUAUGAGGACUAAAAAAAACUUUUAGAGAAGUAGAAAAGUAACAUUGUGCAUGAUGUGUGGAACCUGAAAAGGGGAAGAGUAGGGGACUGAGGAUGCAGGCGUCCUUUGAGAGUUUUUGACCGCAUGACUGCAACUGUAGGUGUGUUCUAUGGACUGCUGGUAAAAGCUAAUGUUACUUCUUUUUUUUUUAAAUGAAUAAACACUCUGUGAAACUCUGUU